This is a messenger RNA of Exaiptasia diaphana, 3311 nucleotides long. RefSeq names its product synaptotagmin-5. The record is from RefSeq and is a predicted model, not a curated record. Gene Ontology annotation, biological process: calcium-ion regulated exocytosis; regulation of dopamine secretion; cellular response to calcium ion. Lineage: Eukaryota; Metazoa; Cnidaria; Anthozoa; Actiniaria; Aiptasiidae. Gene Ontology annotation, molecular function: calcium-dependent phospholipid binding; clathrin binding; calcium ion binding.
UUGUAGUCCCUGUCAAAGCGUUGGACUCUGAAACUGGAAGAGAAAGCGACGAAACAUUUACGAAAACACGAAAUGAACUAGUAAAAACGUUUGACCCUCUUUUAGUUCAAUUAUCCAGCCUUUCAAAAGGCGAAAUGAUAUAGUUUUAGUUCCAUUUCUAGAAAAGGAAAAGUAGAAGUAGCCGGUUUGGCGUUAAAAAGAUAGAUUUCGAUCUCCGUUCAUGGUCGUUGUCAAGUUGGUGAGAAAUCAUCGCUCGCUAAACCAAAAAGAACUACGAAAUGGAUCCUAACAGAAACGUCUAGUUAUAGGCGGGAAUAUAUUAAAGAAGUGAUGACUGACCUGUCUAUGAGUUCAGAAUGCCGUACGGGUUUUCACCGCGAGUAUUAAAUACCAGACAAAGGUAGGACAAGAAACUCGCAAAUUAGUAUGCACGUGAUACGGUGCGAAUUUACUCGGAAUCCAGGCUGAACACAGCGAAUUACAUUGAAAUCAAGCCUGUUUAGAUAUAUAGGAAGACGAAGGAUGGAUGAGAAGAUAGAAGUGAAAUAUGUACAUCUGCUUCCGCUUUUGAUAACUCUGUUGGUGGGCUGUUGCUUGGUCGCUAUGGCAAUGCUGUCAAUGCUUUGUUGGAGACGAUUUAGGAACCUUUCCUUACGUGAGCAAUUCCUUGACUACCAAGAAGUGUCCACCGGAAGUGACGUCAAGGAGGAGAACAAUGUGAUAACUCAAGAAAAGUUACCCAUAGAAAACGGUCAUCACGAUGAAGAUAAACCAGUACCAGUCCUACGUCAAGUCCAAAGAGGACCACUUAAACAUUAUGCUAAACAAACUGCACCCCCCUGGACGCCUAAACCUGAGUUGAAUGUAGUGUCAGUCCAGCCRCUGGACAACGACAAAGAGGAGGGGGAUGACCCACUAUCAAGCUCGUCUGACGAGGAAGAAGAGGCUGACUCUCCACUCGAAAUGGCAGCUCCAUAUGACUUGAGGAAUGCAGUACCCGUGGAAGAAUUCAAGGCACCUUGUGAAGCUGACUUUCUGGGACGAAUUUAUUUUUCCCUGCAGUAUGACCCACUUCGAGCCGUACUGGUCGUACGAAUCUUAAAGGGCGAAGAACUUCCACCRUACAUGGGUCAAGCACCAGACGUGUUUAUGGAGGCAAAACUUUCACCGACCAUGAAAAACGGACAACUCAAGACAGAGAUCCACGAGCGAACAUCACAUCCAACGUUUAAUGAGAUUUUUGACUUUGGACUGUCGUACGAAGAAAUACGACGCCAAACAUUGCAUUUCACUGUAUGUUAUAUGGAUAGCAAGAUGUGGACAAGUCACRUGAUCUUGGAUAUGGUCAAAUUUUAUUUUCAUUGAUGUAUAUGCCGCUCACCAGAAGGCUCACAAUUGUCAUAUUCAAAGCACGAGAUCUCAAGUGUUGUACGGAUGGUUUUCCAGCUGUUUAUGUUGAAGUAGUCAUGAUAAAUACCCUGAAAAGAAUACGAAAGAGAAAAGCAACAACGGUUAAAACAGGAUCAUUAUCACCCGUUUACAACGAAGCAAUGGCUUUUGAUGUUGCGAACAUGAGCUUAGAUGACAUUAAACUACAAAUAUUUGUAAAACARAAGAUCGAUGGUGCACCGCACAAACUGAUGGGAAGAACGGCACUGGGUUCUARUGUUGAUGGAUAUUUAAAUGAACAYUGGCAGGAAGCAAUGGCGGCCAAGAAACCCAUUGCUAAGUGGCAUAGUUUAAGUAAAUCUCUCAUUUCGCCUUCUAAGCAGCGGAAAUCYAAAGUACCUUAUGCGUCGUGCACCAGGACUGUUGAAAGAUUUCUUGCAACAUCUUCAUCAGAAAAUGAAGGGUGAAGAUGUCGACAGCUUUCAGUGGCUUUGACGGGAAAGUUUGUCGUGGUGGCAAUAUAGUAGCAAUAWCGUAUAGGGGGAUUUCAGUAGGUUGGUUUUCGUGUUGUACGAUGAGCAGAGCAAGUUCGCUUUUCGACUGUACAAUAAUGUGAUGACUCGUGAAAUUAAUACGUCAUCCAAGUGGGAAAUUCGCCAUUUCUCAACUAUUUGUGGCCGGCGAAUGCUCAGCCAUUUUUGCARUUCCUGCCCCAUUUCAUGAAUAACAAUCUUGUCAUGAAACUGACAAUAAACUUAUUGGAUGCUUUUGAGCUUGAGAAUAUCASUAAAAACGGUACACAAUUAAUUCCUCAACACGAAAUCCUCUUUUUCUCAUCAUCAAGACAAUUUUGGGGCAAUAUAUGGGAUUGCAUUUGACUUUUUCACUAAAUAAUGAAGAGAAACCGCGAAAAUGUAAGAACUGUUCCAAGUGUUCCAGGUCAAUCGCAGGGAAUUUAUUCUCAAAAGCUUAAUUUAUUUUUCUAUGCUAGCAUGCUCUUAUAUUUUAGAUAGAGGCGACGAUGGGUUAAUUUAUUGGAUUUUUCGAUCUAAAGUAUUUUUUAAUGCAAUAACUAUUGUUGGCAGUUUCUCUUGAUAUUUGCAUCGUUUUCGUGGGUUGGGCCUCGUAUCGCUUCCUCUCAUUUCACAAAUGAAGAGAAUUACGUAGCGAAGCUGUGAUAACAUUUCAUAUCUGAAGAUCCACAAUCUUUUUCAAAACUUGAGUUUUAAUUUUGUAUGCCGCUAUAUAAUUUCARAAAUGGUUGACCGCAGAUAGAACUGGCGAUUGUUGAACGAUUAUUGCACGAGCGAAGGACCUAUACGUAGUGUAAACCCGUAAUGGUUAUUUGAAAUUAUACGUCCUUGAUAUUAAACAAGAACAAUCACUUAUAGGAUUUACUUUCGGUGGUGACAUCGUUCAACGAAUGCCAAUCGCCGCUUUGAUUUUUUAAGGUCUGUUUCAGUAAAAUGUACUAUUUAUUUCUGUCAUACAAUUAUCUAUGAAAUACCUAUAUUUCUUCAUUUCAUAAAGUUGAUACUUUAACUAGUGAAAAUAACACAUUCGAGCAAGAAAAAAGGUAUAUUUUAGACAUAAUUUGCUUUCAUAUUUAAUUAUAUGAAAGCCAGAAUAUUACAUGGUCGCUUGGAGAUACGAAUUUCCGCGCGCGUAAUAAUAUGUAAUAAUAUCCUCUAUGCGCAACCAUCGGAAAUUAUUCUGGUGUCACAUAUGAGUAGCAAAAUGCAGGAAACAUAAAUAGACUCGGCAGAUGUCGACCAAAGAAGAACUCAGAUGAAAACUUUAUGUACAGAUUCRCAAGAAUCACUAGACUGAACAAUAUAAUAAUUGAUAUUUCUAUAAUCUUCGGGCUGAAAGACAAGUUGUCAGGUGAUGAAUAAGAUAAUAAACGUUCAGUAUGGGUUGAA